AUGGGUUUCACUCUUAUACAGAAGAUGACAACUGCAAUACGUAUACUCGCAUAUGGAAUUUCAGCAGAUCUUUGUGAUGAGUACAUAAAGAUUUCUGAAACCACUGCGGUUGAAAGCUUGAAGCAAUUUUGUGAUGCUGUAAUUGCGGUGUAUGCAGGGCAGUACCAACGCACACCGAACGAAGAAGACAUUGCACGUCUGCUUCGAGAAGGGGAAGAAAGAGGCUUCCCAGGGUGGCAUGGCACACACAGGGGAAGAAAUCAUAAGCCUACCCUCAUAUUGGAGGCGGUUGCAUCGAAAGAUCUGUGGAUCUGGCAUGCUUUCUUUGGUAUGGCUGGUUCAAACAAUGACGUGAAUGUCUUAGAUCAUUCCCCAGUAUUCAAUAGCCUGAUCAAUGGCACAAUGCCUCCGAUUAAUUACGAGGUAAAUGGACAUCGACGUACAAUGGGGUAUUACUUAUCUAAUGGUAUUUAUCCCAAUUGGGCAACUUUGAUUCAGACAAUCCCACACCCAACAACUAUCAAAGAGAAAUUAUUUGCUAAAAAACAAGAAGCUGUUAGGAAAGAUGUUGAAUGA
Molecule: messenger RNA, 576 nt
Organism: Cornus florida
Lineage: Eukaryota; Viridiplantae; Streptophyta; Magnoliopsida; Cornales; Cornaceae
Exons: 2
Coding region: 1-576 (191 amino acids)
Source: RefSeq, a predicted model, not a curated record